AUGCACCUCCUCCCGCGUGAGCACGAGAAGCUCCUUCUCCACCAGACUGGGUUUCUUGCCCAGAAACGACUCGCACGCGGCCUCAAGCUUAACCUUCCUGAAUCCAUUGCCCUCAUCGCCUGCCAGUUGCACGAACGUAUACGCGAUGGCAUACAUGACGUCGCACGGCUCAUGCAUCACGGAAAAACAAUGCUCGGUCGACGUCACGUUCUCCCAAGCGUUCCUAGCCAGUUACACGAGAUCCAGGUCGAGGGCACGUUCACUGACGGUGUAUUCCUGGUGACUGUACACGACCCGGUGUGCACAGAAGACGGCGACCUUGAAGCUGCUCUGUAUGGCUCCUUCCUACCCAUUCCUUCUCAAGACAACUUCCCAAUCGGUGACGUCUCGUUAUACUCCCGUGACAAGCUUCCAGGUGCCAUCAUCCCGAAGAAGGAGAGAGUUUUGAUCAAUCGCGGUCGCAGACGUGUUCAGCUGAGGGUAACGAAUAACGGAGACCGUCCUAUCCAGGUAGGGUCGCACUAUCACUUCAUCGAAACGAACCCAAGCCUCUCGUUCGACCGCCUACUCGCAUAUGGCAUGCGCCUCGAUAUCCCUUCCGGGACAGCAGUCCGUUUUGAGCCCGGCGACUCGAAGAGAGUGACGCUUUGCGAGAUUGCGGGGCUGAAAGUCAUUACCGGCGGAAAUGGGCUUGCAACUGGUGUUGUGGACUUGCGGAGGUCGGACGAGAUAAUAGCGAACAUUUUGGCGCGUGGAUUUGCCCAUGCACCAGAACCUGGCGCGCAAGAGAUAACCGUCGACUCUGACCUGAGUCGCGCGUCAUAUAUCUCCAUGUUUGGGCCUACAGUUGGCGACAGGGUGCGGUUAGGCGAUACUUCACUGUGGAUAGAGGUUGAGUGGGACAAGACAGAAUACGGUGAUGAAGUAAAGUUUGGCGGAGGCAAGAGCAUCCGUGAAGGCAUGGGUCAGGCCACGAACAGACGUUCGGCCGACACGUUAGAUCUUGUUAUCACGAAUGCCCUCAUUGUCGACUGGACUGGGAUAUACAAAGCGGAUAUUGGCGUCAAAGGUGGCAGAAUCGCUGCGAUAGGCAACGCAGGCAAUCCAGAUGUCAUGGCAAAUGUUCAUCCCAGUCUCGUCAUCGGGUCGUCGACCGAAGUGAUAGCAGGAGAGAAGCUCAUCGUUACUGCAGGCGCUAUUGACGCACACGUGCACUACAUUUGUCCUCAGCAAGUUACCGAAGCUUUGGCUGCAGGGACAACCACUAUGAUAGGUGGCGGUACAGGACCAAGUGCCGGUACAAACGCAACUACGUGCACGCCUAGCCCAUUCUACAUGAGAACCAUGCUUGCCGCCACUGAUGGCCUACCUAUGAACUUCGCGUUCACCGGCAAGGGCAACGAUUCUGGGCCCACUGCUCUCGAAGACAUCAUCAAGGCAGGUGCUGCUGGACUUAAGCUUCAUGAAGAUUGGGGUUCCACCCCCGCUUCGAUUAGGUCGUGUCUAGACGUCGGAGACAAGUAUGACGUCCAAGUUAACAUCCACACCGACACGCUGAACGAGAGCGGAUUUGUACAAAGCACAAUCGACGCCUUCGGGGGCAGGACGAUACACACGUACCACACGGAAGGUGCCGGCGGCGGCCACGCUCCCGAUAUCAUCGUUGUUUGUGGUCUACCAAACGUACUCCCGUCAUCGACCAACCCGACACGUCCCUAUGCCCAAAAUACUCUCGACGAGCAUCUCGACAUGCUCAUGGUCUGCCACCAUCUUGACAAAUCUAUCCCCGAGGAUAUAGCUUUCGCAGAGUCCCGCAUUCGCGCAGAGACCGUCGCCGCCGAGGACGUGCUGCACGACAACGGCGCUAUCUCCAUGAUCAGCUCCGACUCGCAAGCGAUGGGCCGCGUCGGCGAGGUCGUCUCGCGCACAUGGCGCACCGCAAGCAAGCUGCGCGACUUCCGCGGCCCGCUCGCAGGCCUCGGAGACGAGCCCGGGCGCGAUAACGGGCGCGUGAAGCGCUACAUCUCGAAGUAUACGAUCAACCCUGCGAUCACCCACGGCAUCGGUCACUUGGUUGGAUCCGUCGAGCCCGGAAAGCUUGCUGAUCUCGUCCUAUGGAAGCCGGAGAACUUUGGCGCCAAACCAGAGAUGGUCCUCAAGUCCGGUGUCAUCGCGUGGUCGCAGAUGGGCGACGCGAACGCAUCCAUACCGACGGUCCAACCCUCGUACGGCAAGCCCAUGUGGGGCUCGUACCCAACUGCAGCGGCACUCAACUCUAUCUCGUUCGUCUCCAAAUUCUCCAUCGACUCGGGUACCGUCGCCUCGUACAGGCUCUCGAAGCGUUUCGAGCCGGUCAUCAACUGUCGAAAUAUCACCAAACGGGAUAUGAAGUGGAACGACUCGAUGCCCCAGAUGGGCGUGGAUCCAGAAACUUACGAAGUCACCGCAGACGGAGAACACCAAACGAUCGAGCCUGCCACGAUGCUGCCACUAGGAAGGGAAUACAAUUUAUUCUAA
Molecule: messenger RNA, 2517 nt
Organism: Coniophora puteana RWD-64-598 SS2
Lineage: Eukaryota; Fungi; Basidiomycota; Agaricomycetes; Boletales; Coniophoraceae
Product: urease
Exons: 11
Coding region: 1-2517 (838 amino acids)
Biological process (GO): urea catabolic process
Cellular component (GO): urease complex
Molecular function (GO): urease activity; nickel cation binding
Source: RefSeq, a predicted model, not a curated record